Molecule: messenger RNA, 2051 nt
Organism: Onychostruthus taczanowskii (white-rumped snowfinch)
Lineage: Eukaryota; Metazoa; Chordata; Aves; Passeriformes; Passeridae
Gene: GALM
Product: galactose mutarotase
Exons: 8
Coding region: 130-1164 (344 amino acids)
Biological process (GO): glucose metabolic process; beta-D-galactose catabolic process via UDP-galactose, Leloir pathway
Molecular function (GO): carbohydrate binding; aldose 1-epimerase activity
Source: RefSeq, a predicted model, not a curated record
UGUUGUUCUGCUGCCCUUUGGAGCUGGGAGCGCUCCGUUGCAGCCGCCAUUGCUUCUUCGUCCUCAGCGUCCUUCCCCGGCAGGGCUGCGGCUCCCGCCGGAGGUGCCGGUGGCCGGCUUUAGGGAGCGAUGACGACGGUGCGGAGGGAGGCGUUCGGGCGGAUGCCCCCGGAGGAGGGAGGCGGAGAGGUGGAGAAGUUCGUCUUACAGUCGGACAGCGUGAGAGUGGAGAUCCUGUCUUUUGGGUGCAUCAUCACCACUCUGGAGACAAAAGACAGGGAUGGGCAGUUUUCAGAUAUUGUCCUGGGAUUUGACACUUUGGAAGGUUACACGGGGAAGCACCCGUUCUUUGGUUGUGUUGUGGGCCGUGUUGCCAACAGGAUUGCGAACGGGAAGUUCAGCCUGGAUGGGAAGGAGUAUCAGCUGUUCAUCAACAAUGGGCCCAACAGCCUGCAUGGAGGAGCCAAGGGAUUUGACAAGUUUCUCUGGAGCGCCGAGGUGCUCCCGAAUGGUGUCCGCUUCUUCCGGCUCAGCCCCGACGGCGAGGAAGGCUACCCUGGUGACCUGAAAGUCUGGGUCACCUACACCCUUAGUGGCAAGGAGCUGGCCAUCAACUACCAGGCCCAGACCAGCAAGACAACCCCCAUCAGCCUGACAAACCAUGCGUACUUCAACCUGGCAGGGCAGGGCUCCCGGGAUGUCUAUGACCAUGAGAUCUCCAUUGAAGCAGAUUCCUACCUGCCUGUGGACAGCACCCAGAUCCCUACUGGGGAGGUGGCCUCCGUGCAGGGCACUGGAUUUGAUCUCCGGAAGCCUGUGGAGCUGGGCAAGCACUUGCAGAAGUUUCACCUGGAUGGCUUUGACCACAAUUUCUGCCUGCAUCAGGGACAGGAUCGACGCCUUGGGGCCAGGGUUUUCCACCCCCCCACCGGCAGGACCAUGGAGGUUCACACCACCCAGCCUGGCAUCCAGUUUUACACUGGGAACUUCCUGGAUGCCUCCCUGAAGGGCAAAAGUGCUGCCACAUACCCCAAGCACUCAGCUUUCUGCCUGGAAACCCAGAACUGGCCUGAUGCCGUUAACAAGCCUCACUUCCCCAAUGCCCUGCUCCGUCCGGGUGAGGAAUACAACCACACCACGUGGCUUGUGUUCGGCACUGCUUGAGGAGGAGGGCUGCUGACUCCCAGCACUGAGAGGGGACUUGCACUUCGUUGAGGGCUUCCUGAUGGUGAAUGGCUGAAAGGAAAACAAUCCACAAUUAACAUUUCAGUAGUUGCUUGGGAAUCACAAAUACAGGAAAAAGCAACAGGAGUAUACCAAGACUCUGGCUCCCUUCAAGCACUUUUUAAAUAAAAUAACCAAUCACUACUGACAAAAGUUAAUGGGUUGAUGAUCUGGAGAUAACACUUUCUUUCUUUACUGUUAUUUUAAAAAUGAGAUCACUGUAAGGCCAUCCAAAGGAUAUUACUAAUAGUGACCUCCACAGGGGCAAGAUACUUCUUCUCUGUUCUGAUACAGCAGCUUGUCAAAACCUAUCAUGGUGAUCACUCAGCAUUUAUGAGCACUUUUUCAUGCCCUUGUGAUUGCUUGACACUAAAGUUGUAGAAAUGAACUAUUAAAGAAUUCUAAAUAGGAAAAAAAAUGCUGCAGAUUCUGUCACUCCACAUAUUCUACACAUUACUCUGUGCAUACACACAGAGAGAGAAGACUAUUUACUGACUUACUGCAAAAGAAAAAAAUUAUCUAACAGCAGUGAACAUAACAGGCCUGAUUUUUCAUUCCUGACUGCUGUGCCAGGGUACUGUACCUUCCUGGGUACCUUCCCCAAUGUCAAUGUAGCUUUUAAUGAGACUAAAGGCUGAUUUCCUACAUUUAUUCUAUGCUUUAAGCUCAUGAGUCUCUGUGCAAUAAAACUGUCAGUGAACCAAAGGAACAGGGGAGCAGACAACAACAAAACACUGCUACGUAACCCUGAGCAUUUAUCACCACAUAUACACAUUACCAUAUAAAAAGCCUCAACCACAACAUUAUUGCUGUGAAAGAGAUCUCAG